GCCGAGGCGCGCUCUGUCGGCGCGGGGUUCCUCCCACGCAGCCUCCCAUUCAAAAGAUGCCGAAGGGGCGGCGCGGCAGCCAGAGCCCCACGAUGAGCCAGCGGCCGGCUCCACCCCUCUAUUUCCCGUCCCUCUACGAUCGGGGCAUCUCCUCGUCGCCGCUGAGCGACUUUAACAUCUGGAAGAAGCUCUUCGUGCCUCUGAAGGCGGGCGGGGCGCCGGCGGGCGGGGCGGCCGGGGGGCGAUCCCUCCCCCUCGGGCCCCCAGCCUCGACGCCCUCGCUGCCGCCCGGCCUGGGGCCCCCCAGCGAGCGUCCCUGUCCGCCCUGGCCCUCCGGCCUGGCCUCCAUCCCCUACGAGCCUCUGCGCUUCUUCUACUCGCCAGGGCCCGAGGGGGCUGCCUCGACCUUGGCCCCCGGCCCCACCACGCCCCGGCUCGCCUCUGCCUCCCACCCCGAGGAGCUGUGUGAGCUGGAGAUCCGGAUCAAGGAGCUGGAGCUGCUCACCAUCACUGGGGAUGGCUUCGACUCCCAGCGCUAUAAAUUCCUGAAGGCGCUCAAAGAUGAAAAGUUACAAGGACUGAAGACCAGGCAACCUGCAAAGAAGUCAGCCUCUCUCUCCUGAGGAGCUGCUCUGCAGAGCUGGGCAGCCACCCCCUUAGGUGUUAGUGCUUAGAUAUUGUGUCCCAUUUGUUGUCAUUUCAAAGAUGAUUAUUUUCUGUUCUGUAUUUCUGCUCUAUUUGUUACUCCCAGCUCGUAUCCCACGUACAGUGUUCACUUGCAUGGUAAAUCUCAUAGUUUCUCCUCUGGGAGAAGACCUGGGGAAGCCCCAUCACAGGUUGUAGAAGCUGUGGCCUGGCUAGCAAUCAGUCUCUCCUGAGACAACAGAAGGGGCUCCCAACACUGCUACGAUCAGAUCACACUAUCGGGAAUGAGUGAUGUGUAGGAGGAGUUAGGAAAAAUCAAGGACAAUGUAUAUUUGGUUUGUUGCCAUGUCUCUGCUAGAUAGGUUCUUUGAGAACUAGAACUAAAACUAGAGUUUGA
Molecule: messenger RNA, 1042 nt
Organism: Dipodomys spectabilis (banner-tailed kangaroo rat)
Lineage: Eukaryota; Metazoa; Chordata; Mammalia; Rodentia; Heteromyidae
Gene: CUNH11orf91
Product: chromosome unknown C11orf91 homolog
Exons: 2
Coding region: 57-623 (188 amino acids)
Source: RefSeq, a predicted model, not a curated record